Messenger RNA from Caenorhabditis elegans, 2037 nucleotides. RefSeq names its product K Homology domain-containing protein (gene Y57G11C.36). Gene Ontology annotation, molecular function: RNA binding; nucleic acid binding. The coding region runs from base 690 to 1832 and encodes 380 amino acids. Lineage: Eukaryota; Metazoa; Nematoda; Chromadorea; Rhabditida; Rhabditidae. The transcript is spliced from 5 exons. The record is from RefSeq and is marked reviewed.
UCGCCACGAUUCCACGCCGCCCCUUGAUUGAUUGAUUGAUCUUUCCCCCAACUAACAUUUCAUACUUACCCCGCUAUCAUGUAAAAUAUUUAUUUCGCAUCCCUCCCCCUUGCCAUUAAUCUUAUAAAACAGGUGCCCCCUCUUGCAAUUUACCAUGUAAUUAUGAAUAAAUCAUCACUGUCUCUUCGAAUGGAAAUUUGUUAUAGAGCGCACUUGCAUUUUUGCUAUUUUCUGCGAUUUUUUUCUGUUGAAAGAACAUUCAGUUCAGAUUUAUUUUUAUUUUUUGCGUUCUCGGCUUACGCAUCAGCGAAAGUUUAUGCACGAGUUGCGAAAUUCUAUGCAGGUGGUGCAGAAUUCUAUGCAAAAGGUGCGCAAGUCUAUUCAGGAGUUUCAUUUUAUGGAGGAUUUUUAACUUCACGUAGGAAUUUUCACUUCAUUUUCAAUUUACGCCGAAGUUUCACUUCACACACUGAGAAAAAAGAACGACAGCUCACGUGAAGUGAAAAAUAUUUUUAAUAUUAAAUAUAUUUUUUAAUAAAUGAGAGCAAAAGUUCACGCAGCGGCUGAUGUGGUGUUUCCACGUGAGCUUGCCACGUCAUCCAUCCGCCCGUCUUUGAUCCGAUGACCUUCCCGGAAAAGUUCAGUUUUAAAACGUUUUUCGUUCAGUCGUAGUCAUCUUCUGCCUGACAAUGAGUUCUUCUGCCGAUUCGCUUACGGACGGCAUUCAACUUCUCCGCCUCGCCGAAAAGCAUCAACACUCGUCUCUUCUGACUCCGCCACCGUCGGAUGACUCUCAAAAGUCGCUGAAAUCCACUUCAAACCACUCGGAUCAGGAGAUGUCGAAGAAUCUGCACGAUGUCGAAGCCUACAUCGAUGCGCUGAAAGGCGAGAAGCAUCAGCUGGCUCAAUACUCUAGCGGCGGCUUCAACCAUGUCUUCAACUUGAUCGACAAGGAGAUUCAGAAAGUCGGAGGAAACGAUGCUCAUGAUGGUGGCUCACAAAUGAGUGGCGAUGGUUCGAUGCUCACGGAGACUAUCAUGGUUCCAGUAGAAAAGUUUCCCGAUUACAACUUCGUUGGAAGACUUCUUGGACCACGUGGAACAACUGCAAAGCAGCUCGAAGUGACAACUGGUUGCCGCAUCACAAUCCUCGGAAGAACCAAGAGAGAUGGAUCAAGCUCGAAUCCCGAUGUCACUACAGGUCCAUUGAGAGUGCAAAUUUCUGUUCCAGCAGAUAUGCCGCAAGCUGCAAAACUCUUGAAAGGUGGCGUCGGUCACAUUCAAGCAAUUCUUGAUGUACCAACUGACGGUAACGACGAGCUGAAGCGUCAACAAUUGCUCAUUCUUGCCAAUAUGAAUGGUACCUACCAACCUCGCGGCUCAGCCACAUCUCCAGGAUCCGGCGACUAUGGGCAUCCGUUCCAGAACCUGCUUCCAUACGGUUAUCGUCUGCCAGGCAACAGCCCAAGCCACCAUGAGUCAAAGAACGACUGUUACAAUCCAAAGUGUGCGAUGAUGAGAAGCUUUAUUGAGCAUUCCAACAACAAUCAUAGCUCAAUGCAAAAAAUGGAUGAUGUAUUCCAUAUGAUGCACAUGUACGAGCUCAUGAACCGCGUCCGUAUCGCCAAUUCCCAUCUUUUCGGACGUCCAGAAGACAUCAGCAAGGCCCAGGAAAUUGGAAAUCGCAUGUGCUCAUCGAUCAAUGCUCCACGUGCUCGAUCCUCCAACUCCACCACCACCACAACCACCACUCUGCCACCUCGUCGUUUCUUCAACACGAAACCACGUCCAUCAUACCAAGCUAAUAACGAAUCCAACAACGCUAACAAGUAACCAGAUGUAAUUAUAAUUACCUACACCAUCCCCUUAUUCCUGUAAUCAUUUCUUGUUAAAUUAUUUAUGCUCCAUUCCCCCGUUUGAUUGUUCAUAUUUCUUUCCGAAAUCCGAGCACUUCUCCAUUUUCUUCAUCUAAAAUUUAAAAAAGUAGGCUUGAAGCCAGUGUUUGUUAGAAUAAAAGAGCACAAGCUCAGUGUUUUGU